UUCAGUUCUAGCUGUGUGACGAGUUGUAACGGUUGACUUCCUCCAUUAAAAAAUGUGAUAACUUUCCACCAUCUCGCGAUUAAAAUUCCACUCAAAAUGCAUCGUAAGAUCAUAUCUUUACUGCUCUGCUUCGCCGCAAUCGGCAUUCAGCUGGCAUCCUCGCAAAGUUUGUCCAAGUGUUUCUUCCAGAAGACGUGCAUCGAAUGUCUGGACACGGACUACGCGUGCGCCUGGUGCACCGAUGAGUCCUACGGCAUGUACAAAUCGCGCUGCAUGACGCUGGAUGACCUGCGCGCCAACAACUGCAGCGAGAGCGGCAUCGAGACGAACUUCAACUUCAGCAAGCUCGACAUCGUCCAGGACGAUCCUCCGCGGGACUUUGACCGGGAGCGGCUGGAGGCGGUCCAAAUAAGCCCGCAGCGGAUCAAGCUUAAGCUGGGAAAGUUGGAACCGCACAGCUUCAAGUUCACGUACAGACCGGCCAAACACUACCCGUUGGAUCUGUACUACUUGAUGGAUUUGACGUGGUCCAUGAAGGACGAUAGGGACACGUUGGUUAAUAUGGGGGAUCAACUGGCGAAAGCGUUGGCGAACUUGACCGAGAACUACCGGCUGGGGUUCGGCAGCUUCAUCGAUAAGCCGAUCAUGCCUUUUAUGCAGACGGAAGCUCACCGUCAGGCGAAUCCUUGCAUAUCUGAGAGGGAGGUUUGCGAACCAACUUAUGGUUUCAGACAUCGUCUGCAAAUCACCAAGAAUACGGACAAGUUCAUUGAAAAGCUUAAGACAAGCAACGUUUCGGCCAAUUUGGACAACCUGGAGGGCGGUUUGGAUGCGUUGAUGCAGGUGUUGGUGUGUGGGGAUCGCAUUGGCUGGGGUGAGAACACCAGAAAGAUUGUGAUCUUGGCGACGAAUGGAUAUCUGCACAUGGCUGGAGAUGGUCUUCUGGCGGGGAUCACCGAGAGGAAUGACAAGCAGUGCCAUCUGUCACAAGAAGGGGAAUACAUGGGGACGUUACAGUAUGACUACCCGUCUUUGGAAGAGAUCUACCGGGUGCUGGUCAAGUCCAAAACGGCGGUGAUCUUCGCCGUAACGGAUGAACUGCAGGAUUACUACCGUUCGCUGAACGACCUAAUGUCGGAGUUUACCAGCGUCGGUGCACUGCAGGACGAUUCCUCGAACAUUCUCCAGCUUGUCAAUACGGGCUACCGAGAUUUUGUCAGAAAGGUAGAGUUCACAGACGACUCUCCAAGCUACCUUGAGAUAUCGUACAAAACGGACUGUGGUGGAAUGUACACCAAGCCACAGCUGACCUCCAAGUGUGAUAACAUUGAGAUCGGCAAGGAGUACGAAUUCUUCGUUGAGGUUCGCUUGAUCAACUAUCCACCGGAGUCGGUGUCCAACCUUACGGUGAAGAUCGAGGAAACACUGAUCAGCAACGAAGGCGUGGAGCUGAAGAUCGACCUGCGCCAGGCUUGCCAGUGUGAGCUGCAGAACGAACCGGUGACAGGAAGUGAUCUCUGUACUGGAAAUGGUGACUACAGCUGUGGAAUGUGCACGUGCAAGCAUGGAUGGAUCGGCAAGACCUGCGACUGCAACCUGCAGCAGUUCGAGAGCAGCGUCGAUCUGCUGAAUCAGUGUCGUGGCGAGAGUGAGUUCGACGAACUCGGGCCGGUUUGUUCCGACCGCGGCGAGUGCUUCUGCGGACAGUGUCUGUGCAAUCCGGGCUUCGAGGGACAACACUGCGAGUGUUCCGAGUGUACACCGAUUUUCGGACUGAUCUGCAGCGAUCAUGGAGUGUGUGACUGUGGUGCUUGUCAAUGUCACGACGGAUGGUCCGGAGAGGAGUGCGAUUGCUCGACGGAUCAGGGAACCUGUAAGGUACCCCAGAAAGAAGAGCUAUGUUCGGGUCGUGGAGAAUGCGUCUGUGGCAAGUGUACCUGCAGCGAGUCUUACUUUGGACCGUACUGUGAAGCAACAGCCGGAGCAGAAUCCGAGCUAUGCUCGUACUAUGAGGACUGCGCCCGAUGUGCGAUUCACCAAAAGCUGGGAGAACAGUGUGACAAUCUUGAAGCUGAGUGCAAAACGAAGCUGGGGUUGUACAGUGCAGAGUUCUUCGAUACAUUAGAUGAUACCUUAAACUGCACCGCUCGCAUCACCCACAAGGAGCUAACCUGCGAUUUCAAGUACACCUACGCGCUCGAAGAUCACCAAACAAUACUACGAAUCCUCAACACAGACUGCUCCAAACUCAACAUCCGAGCGGCAGGACUCAUCAUCGGAGCGCUAACGCUGCUGCUCGGGUUGAUCGUAAUUGCGCUGUUCAAGAUCAAGCUGAUGAUCGACGAGCACCGCAUGUACAGACAGUUUGAGCGUGAGCAGCAGGACCAGACGGCGUACGAGAUGCAGAGUCCGCUGUACAAAUCGCCCAUUACUAGCUUUACGGUGCCCGAGGAGAUGGCCGACAGUGAGUUGAAGUAGCGCCUUGCGGUAGGCAAUCGUUCAAGCUACAGUGAGACUGUGAUUUGAACGGUUAUUUCAACUUUGAACUAGAGUACAGAGAUCUUAUUGAUAAGGAAAUCAUCAAAACAUACGUGUAAAGACAACCUAAGAAAUAAACAUUGGGCCUCGCAGUGAUUACACCAUGCUACGUGUAACGAUGUA
Messenger RNA from Culex pipiens pallens (northern house mosquito), 2661 nucleotides. RefSeq names its product integrin beta-nu (gene Itgbn). The transcript has 7 exons. Lineage: Eukaryota; Metazoa; Arthropoda; Insecta; Diptera; Culicidae. Gene Ontology annotation, molecular function: integrin binding. Gene Ontology annotation, cellular component: integrin complex; focal adhesion; cell surface. Gene Ontology annotation, biological process: cell-matrix adhesion; cell adhesion mediated by integrin; integrin-mediated signaling pathway. The record is from RefSeq and is a predicted model, not a curated record. The coding region runs from base 97 to 2478 and encodes 793 amino acids.